This is a messenger RNA of Vespa crabro (European hornet), 697 nucleotides long. RefSeq names its product 39S ribosomal protein L48, mitochondrial (gene mRpL48). The record is from RefSeq and is a predicted model, not a curated record. NCBI's taxonomy places the organism in Eukaryota, Metazoa, Arthropoda, Insecta, Hymenoptera, Vespidae. The transcript is spliced from 3 exons. Gene Ontology annotation, cellular component: mitochondrial ribosome. The coding region runs from base 195 to 614 and encodes 139 amino acids.
UUUCUAACUAUAGAUUAUAUUUAUGUGUGUAUGAUAUGUAAUAACAAAUUAUAACCUAAAUCUAUCAAUUAUAUAGUAAAAAUAUUUUAAUAAAAAUCAAAUAUUUUUAGGCAACAACAUUUUGUAAUGGCAUUUUAGUCAAGAAUGUAUUGUCAUGUAGACGUUACAGUUUGUAUGAUCCUGAUUAUUUGGAGAUGUUAAAACCAAAAGUACCAAUUUAUUCUAUAUUAAAUAUACAGAUUACAGGAUAUGUUUAUCCUGUAUUAGAACAUUAUCAAAGUUUCAUUCAUAAAGUCGCUACAGCUAUGGACAUUGAUGUAGAUAAUAGUUGGGCAUUUCCUGCAAAAGUAUUAAAAAUUCAAAGAUUUAAACCAAAAGGUACCGUUGUGAGCGCAGAAUAUAAUCUUAAUAUUUAUGAAAGGAAUGUACAAUUAGCAGAUGUUACGUCAACGCAGUGUCCUUUACUAAUUAGAAUAUUAGAAACUACUUUACCAGAAGGGGUAACAUUAAAUGUGGCCAUUUUCAAUCCUGAUAUAGAAUUAAAACGUUAUAUACCUGAUAAACAAUUAUUAGAUAUGAGAACAAUGUUAGAGGAUAUGAAACAAAAAAAGUAAAUUAUAAUACACAACGUUGAAUUAUUUCUGAAAGCAUUGUAAUUUAUAUUAGUAAUGAUAUUAAAUAUGUAUAAGUACAAGUA